AAAAUGUAUGAAUCUGAAAAAAACUGCUUUCGAUUUCUGAAGAGCUCUGCAUGGCUUCCUCCGGGAGAAACAAUUUUUAUGUGCGGGCAGUCAAUUGCACCUAUGCAUCGAGGAAACCUAGCUAUGUUAUAAAAGGAUUGCUUUGCUUUGGCAAGAGCCUCAGGAGUGUCCGGUAUUUUUAUGUAAUUACUUCUUUUACUCGCUAGUACUUUCGAGACUCUUCGGACUGUUUUGGAUGCAGUUGAUUUGGA
Messenger RNA from Acanthoscelides obtectus, 251 nucleotides. The record is from the annotation of a GenBank genome assembly. NCBI's taxonomy places the organism in Eukaryota, Metazoa, Arthropoda, Insecta, Coleoptera, Chrysomelidae.